GUCGUGUUUGUUGCUAGGGCGAAACUUUUCCGUUUCAUCAAGGAGACCAAAGAGAAUAAAGAGCGUGGUGUUGGUGAUCUCAAGAUACUUCGUAAUCCUAAAAAUAAUGCUCAUCGUGUGGUGAUGCGCCGCGAACAAGUGCAUAAAGUAUGUGCGAAUUUCGCUAUCCUGCCCACAAUUGAAUUGAAUGAAAAGAAGGGAAUGCCAAACGUCUACAAUUGGAUAUGUCGCGAUUAUUCGGAAUCAAAUGAGGGUGUGGAUGAGAUAUUUACGGCGAAAUUCAAAACAGCUGAAAUUGCCAAGGAAUUCCACGACAAGUUCAAGGAAGCUGCGGCGGCGCAUCCGAGUGCCUCCAAAUAG
Molecule: messenger RNA, 360 nt
Organism: Cooperia oncophora
Lineage: Eukaryota; Metazoa; Nematoda; Chromadorea; Rhabditida; Trichostrongylidae
Source: the annotation of a GenBank genome assembly